Schistosoma margrebowiei is the source of this 3702-nucleotide messenger RNA. The record is from the annotation of a GenBank genome assembly. Lineage: Eukaryota; Metazoa; Platyhelminthes; Trematoda; Strigeidida; Schistosomatidae.
CGUAAUUGGCGCAACCUAUAAAUAUUUUGACUUUCUGAGCGCCUCCCCGUUGUUUGUUGCGUUAUCGCGCAGUUUCCAUUUGAUAAUUCUAAAAUAACCUUUCGUUGGAAUUAAAGGAAUACUUAUUCUUAAUAAUUCUCACAAGAAAUGGGAUCUCACUUUGGUGUAGUACAACCAAUUUUCACGGAUUUCUAUGAAUUGACAAUGUCGUAUGCCUAUUGGAAAGCUGGAAAAGCCAAUGAUACUGCAACUUUUGAAAUGUUUUUUCGUAAAAAUCCUUUCAAUGGAGAGUUCACUAUAUUUGCUGGUCUUCAAGAUUGUAUUGAGUAUUUAAGUUCGUUUAAAUUCACUCAGGAUGAUAUUGAAUAUUUGCAAAAAAUUAUGCCAUCAACUGUUGAUCCCGAUUUCUUUGAUUAUUUGCUUAGUAUCGAUACAAAGGGAUUAUUGUUAUGGUCUGUUAAAGAAUGUUCAGUUGUUUUUCCAAAAGUUCCUAUUAUGCGAGUUGAAGGACCAGUAGUACUCUGUCAACUGGUGGAAUCUACAUUAUUGAAUUUGGUUAAUUAUGCGAGCCUAGUGACUACGAAUGCUACACGUUACCGUCUGGCUUGUGGUCCAAGUAAAAAAUUAUAUGAAUUUGGUUUACGUCGUGCUCAAGGACCAGAUGGUGCACUCUCAGCUUCAAAGUAUGCAUAUUUAGGAGGUUAUGAUGGAACUAGUAAUGUUUUAGCUGGGAAAAUAUAUGGAAUUCCAGUUGUUGGGACACAUGCACAUUCAUUUGUGUCAGCUUUUCAAUCUUCUUAUGAAGGAGAAUGUAUAAGUGAUUUCGGAAAAUUCAGAAGAGAAGCCACCGAUCUAAAUAACUCAUAUGAUGAUCACCUUUUAGACUUAAACCGUCAACCAAUGAAAUUGAAUGAAUUUUUGAAACGUUGUUGGUAUUGGUCUGCUAGUUUAUCUCGUGUAUUAAAAUAUCAUUCAGAUCAAAUACAUCCAGGUGAAUUAAAUGCAUUCGCCAAUUAUGCUAUUGCAUUUCCGACAAAAUUUCUUGGUUUACUUGAUACAUAUGACGUGUUAAAAUCAGGUUUACCAAAUUUUUGUGCAGUUGCAUUAGCUCUUCAUGAAUUUGGUUAUCAAGCUAUUGGUAUACGUAUUGAUAGCGGUGAUAUAGCCUACUUAUCAUUGAAAAUUCGUAAUACGUUUCAGCUAAUCAGUUCACACUAUAAUUUACCUUGGUUUGCACAACUUCAAAUACUUGCUAGCAAUGAUUUAACUGAAGAUACAUUACAUUCUUUUAAUCAACAAGAUCACUCAAUUGAUGCAUUUUGUGUUGGGACAAAUCUAGUCACCUGUCAAAAACAACCAGCCUUAGGAUGUGUAUAUAAACUUGUUGAAAUUAAUGGAACUCCAACAAUGAAACUUAGUGCUGAUUUUGAAAAACUUACUUUGCCAGGAAAAAAAGUAGUUUAUCGUUUAUAUAGUCAGCAAGGUGAAGCAUUAUUGGAUUUAAUGAGACGUUCGCAUGAAGAUUCUCCAAACGUUAAUGAACGUAUUCUUUGUAGACACCCAACUCAAGCAUCGAAACGUGUUUUUGUUGUACCCGGAAGAGUUGAACAAUUACUCAAGUUAUAUUGGAAUUAUGGAAAAGUAAUUUGAAAUCAUUUAUUUAUCUUUAGUUAAUUAUUACCACAACUGUUUUUGGUAAGAGUAUAAUAUACUGACGACCGUGGAGUAUUUAUCAGCCAAUCAGGAAAUGGUGUCUUGUUAUAAAACAAUUAACAAUACAAAGUAAUGGAAUAACAGUGUUAUAACAGCUUUGGUCGUAAUAAUCAACAUUCACAACUCAAAUUAUCCCUUGUGGUAAAGAAAAAGGGUAAGUUUACAUAUAUACAUACAUAUUAGGAGUCAGUCUAGUGCUGUCAGCCAGUUUUAUCACUCCAUAGAGUUUUCAUCACCAACUCACAUUGACUGUAGUGCAAAAAAAUUAAGGUUAAGUAUCAAGAGUUAAACUAGAGUUUUGAGUUAGAUUUAAAAAUCAAGAUCAGAGUUUUAACACAAAUUGACAUCAGCUAUUAUCCAAUCCCAUGCUAACUUCCUGUUUACAAAAUUGAGAAACUGAAGUUUGGGAUGUAAAGUGAGAUUAAUAAAGAGGACAUUAUCUAGCUUCACUAAACACGCGAUCAACGAUAUCAAGUACUUUAAAACACAAUCUGCUGUAGAAGCAGGUAUGCUGUUGAAUUUAGAUUAUGCACCAUCUAAAAUUUAUUUUUUUGUUGCACAACAGAUAUUUUCAUCGAUUUCAAACAUCUUAAAAACCAAAUAUUACUAUUUUCCACUUGGCAUGACUUACACGUUAUAUAUCGCUGAUCUCUAUACUUCGCUCAAAAUACGAAUUAUCUUAAUUCUGAUUUGUCAACCUAAAGUCGUCAGUAUAUUCUAUUUUUUGCCAUAAUUUUAAUCUGUGUAUUUUAGCUAGUGUAGUGUCUAGUACUACUUCAAGCCCACAUCGAUUAUUCUAGCUGCUGAACAGACUAAUUUAUUCAUUUUUCUCAAACCACAUUUUGAUCUUGUUAUUUAUUCGUCUAUUAAUCCUAACCGUUCUUUAUAUGACUGUAUGUGUGUUAAUUGCUUACCCUAUUCAUCACGUGUCUGUAACUUAUUUUUGUCUGAAUAUAUCGAGUCUCGCCUAAUCAAAACGAGUUGGCUCACUCGCCUUCUCCACUGCGCUUCACUUCGUUUCUCCGAUUGUCUGUUCGGAUCAAUAAGUGUAUGAAAUAUACGUAUUCAAAAUUCAUUCUCGUAUUUGACUUAUCAAAUUCCGUUAUUCACUGACGCGAUUUAAGCCGAUAAAAAUAUACGAGGGUUGGCGGCAUGUAUAGUUCGAUAUCAAUCAGCAUACGAUCUAAUUGGAGUCAGAUAUCGGGCCACUAAAGUGUAUUGCCACGAAUAAGCAGUACUUUAAAGAAAGGUAAGAUUGUUGUAUUCUAAAUUAUGUAAAUUAAAAUUUUCACUUCAGUUUACGUAUUUAUUAGAUGAACUGCGUCAGAUUACAUAAACUAGACGAAGUAUUAUUGAGUAAUUGUUUGCAACGCUAAUACAUGUACUAUAAUAAUAUCAUUUAAAUUAUCGUAAUUUCAUCUUGCCCACUCAUUCUCUCUCUCUUUGCUUCCUAUUUACCAAUUACAGUUGGUUAAACCAUUGCCGACAUUGAAUGAAUCUAGAGAAUACGCUAUGAAAGAAUUAAACACUCUAAGACCAGAUUAUAAACGUAUAACUAAACCGACCCAAUAUAAAGUUUCAGUUUCAGAUGAAUUAUAUCAAUUCACUCAAGAAUUAUGGCUUAGUAUUACACCAAUUGGUGAAAUUAGUUAGUAACUUUAUUCACCUUUUCAUUACUACUGUUAUAAAUAGUUCAUUUUUCUUUAUAUCCACCUUUCACAUAUCUACCUAAUUUAUAACAAAUGCACUAUUUUUCGCUUGUAAUCAUUUGUUUAUUACUUAUUUCCUUGUUGUUAGUAGUAUUGUGAUUAGUAUUUUGUUUAAGUCUUGCUUUACUAUACAAAUAAAUUGCUUUCAAUACUUUUUUUCGUGAUAACUUUGAAAGAUACAUUCAAAACAACAUAUCCAUGUAUUUUUGACUACAUUUUCUCACACCAACUAUUUCUUAUUUAUAGAUUAUGAAUACCAAUAAAAAUGUCUUGUUUGCAA